UGCAUAUGUAUAAUUUUAUCUCAAUAAUCGCACUAGAUCAAAGGAAUUGUAAAUAUUCUGAAUCCUUGCAGUUGUUUCAAGGAUGACAUUGUUUGACUGUUCUCAGAUCCAAGAAACUUUCUUCAUAAGGUGGUAGCUUUUUAUUGUUUGACGUAUCGAUAAGAAAAACAAAGUAAUAUUCUUGUCAAAAACAUCUGUACAGUUUUGCACAGAAUCCAAUAAGUGCGGUUGUUGGUCUGUGGGUAAGGAUUCCCGUACAUUUUUGCGGAAAUUUGCAUUUAAUAUUCAGCUACAAAGUGUUAUAAAUAUACAAAUUUCCGAUACAAAAUAGUGACGUCUAGCACAAAAUUACACGCAGAAAGCUAGUACGUGUGCCGCAAAGUAUUUUGAUUACCUCCACUUCUUAUAAAUAAGUACACAACAAAUAUCAGUAAAAAUGUCUCAACAAGCAUUGCCACAACCGCAACAACAGCAAUUUGCCCUGCUGCCAAAAAUCAUUAAUGGCGGCAUCGCCGGUAUUAUCGGUGUCUCCUGUGUCUUUCCUUUGGAUUUGGUCAAAACUCGCUUACAGAAUCAACAAGUGGGUCCAAAUGGCGAGAAGAUGUAUAAAAACAUGUUCGACUGCUUCCGCAAGACAUACCGUGCUGAGGGUUACUUCGGCAUGUAUCGUGGUUCGGGUGUCAACAUUCUACUUAUUACGCCCGAGAAGGCUAUCAAACUGACUGCCAACGAUUACUUCCGUCACAAGUUGACUACCAAGGACGGACAUCUGCCGAUGAGCAGUCAAAUGUUGGCUGGCGGUUUAGCUGGUGCAUUCCAAAUCAUCGUUACGACUCCUAUGGAGUUAUUGAAAAUUCAAAUGCAGGACGCUGGCCGUAUUGCAGCACAAGCUAAAUUAACGGGUAAAACGGUGGAGAAAGUUUCAGCUACCAAAUUAGCUUCACAGCUGCUCAAAGAGAAGGGCAUAUUCGGUCUAUAUAAGGGUAUCGGUGCGACUGGUGCGCGUGAUGUAACCUUCUCAAUAGUUUACUUCCCGCUGUUUGCUACAUUGAAUGCGCUUGGACCGCGUAGAAAUGACGGUUCUGGCGAGGCAGUAUUUUGGUGUUCCUUCCUAUCCGGUUUGACAGCUGGUUCUUUUGCUGCGCUCUUUGUGAAUCCAUUAGAUGUGGUGAAGACACGUCUGCAGGCGAUUAAGAAAGCGGAUGGCGAGAAGGAGUUUAAGGGUAUUGUGGAUUGUAUUAGCAAAACAUUCAAGUACGAAGGCCCAACAGCAUUCUUCAAGGGUGGUCUAUGCCGUAUGAUAGUGAUUGCACCACUAUUUGGUAUUGCACAAAUGGUGUAUUUCCUUGGUGUAGCCGAGGCGAUGUUGGGCAUGCAAACGAAGAACUAAACGCACACAGAGAAAAAAUAAUGUUUACUUUAGUUACUAUAGAAUGAUUAAAUGAAGUCAAAAGAUCAAUAGAAAUUUAGCACUUAAAAAGGAGGUUUAGGUGAUGAUAGCAGAUUAAAGAAAACACUACCAAACUGUAAUCUAUACAUUCAGAAUUGUAUGUAAUAUAUAAAUAAGUAUAUGUCAUGCAUUUAUUGUGUACUGUCCAUCAAUUUUAAAGACAUAAUUGUGAGCGUAAUAUGUACAUAAAUUACGAUUGUUUUUGGAAAAAUGUGUUAAUAUGUAUGCAUAUGAAUGUCAUAAAAUAUGCUUAAUUUAGCAUUAAUAAUACAGUGAAAAUAAAGCAGUCAAUUCAAAUAUGUAAUCUAAAACCAGAAUAUACAUAUGCUUAAAUUAAUUUCCAGCUAAAAAGGACAGUCGACAUGUGCGUAGUCAACACUUUAAUUGAUUUACAUAUAUUAUAUGUAUGCAUAUACAUAAAUAAAACUUAAAACAUAACAAAAAAGGAAUUUCGCUCAUAAAAUGUGAAUUAUAAAUUUACAUUUUUAUGCAAAUAUGUGCACACGCUUUUUAUUACAAGCAACAAAAAAAAGCCCAUUUGUGUUGAGUUCCAAAGAAUCUUCCCAUAACAAUUAAAAAUAUGACAAUAAACUGCAGCAGCUGUAGGUGCAUAGCAAAAGAAAAAAAAAAAACAAAAACAACAAAACAGCCAAUUAUCAAAUUCAAUAAAA
This is a messenger RNA of Bactrocera oleae (olive fruit fly), 2121 nucleotides long. RefSeq names its product mitochondrial glutamate carrier 1. The record is from RefSeq and is a predicted model, not a curated record. Gene Ontology annotation, biological process: malate-aspartate shuttle; L-glutamate transmembrane transport; aspartate transmembrane transport. Gene Ontology annotation, molecular function: L-aspartate transmembrane transporter activity; L-glutamate transmembrane transporter activity. Lineage: Eukaryota; Metazoa; Arthropoda; Insecta; Diptera; Tephritidae.